CUUCCCCUCUAGUUGCUAGGCUCCGUGGUGCGAUCAGUACGCAUGCGCAAUGGAAUCUUAGCGGUGUCAUGGCGGCGGCCUAGCCUUGGGAGCGUCGCCUAGUAACGGCAAGGGAACACUUAGAAGCCAAAGAACGGAGUAGCCUCACGAUGUCUUCGGCCACGCAACAGGACAGGAGUAAAAACAAAGAAGAUACAUGGAAAUCUGAAGAGCUGAAUAGACACCUGAAGGCUUCCCAGCUGGAUGAAAAGAGGCACAAAGAAAGACGGCAACGCAGAAAUGAAGACCGAGAAGAACAUGUAGAAUCCAGGCAAAAGUACAAUGACAUGGAAAAGAAGGAGGAACAAAAGGAGCAUAGAACUAGAGAAAGAUAUGGGGAUAAAGACAUGGACACCAUCCAAAACCAUCAGAGAGAAAAAGACAAAGGGCGAGCCCAUGACAGAGACAAUACAAGGGAAAAGUACAGUGCGGAAGAGAUUAGAAAAUCACACAGUGUCUCUAAUGAUUAUGUAUCCGAGGGGGACAAAGCUAUGCGAAAGAGAAGGGAUGUGAGAGACAUUUCAGACAAAAGCAAGCAAGGGGACUAUGACAACGAAAAGAGAUUCCAGGAAGGUAGAGAAAAAGAAGAAAGAAGGCGUGAGAGAGGAUAUGAUAAGGACAGAGAGCAGAGACACAGAAAACACAGGGAAGAAUUCAAUAUAGAAGACCGGGAGAGAAGAAGAAGUGAACAUAAUCAUGCAGAAAGAUCUGCAGAAGAUACAGAACGUGAGAGAAGGAGGAAUGAAAGAAAACAUAAGGAAAGGUCAACAGAAGAUGUCGAUGAAGGUAGAAGAAAAAGUGAAAGGAAACAUAAAGAAGCAUCUUCAGAAGAUGUUGAUCAGGAGAGAAGAAAGAAUGAAAGGAAACAUGCGGAGAGAUCUUUGGAAGAUGCAGACAGGGAGCGAAGGAGGAGUGAACGAAAACAUAGGGACAGAUCUACAGAAUAUGCAGAUAGGGAGAGAUGCAAAGCUGAACAAAAACAUUUACAAAGGUCAACAGAAGAUGUAGAUGAGGAAAGAAGAAAACGAGAAAGGAAACAUAAGGAAGUAUCUUCAGAAAAUUUUGAUCGGGAAAGAAGAAGGGAAAGGAAACAUAGGGAAAAAUAUACAGAAGAUGCACACAAUGUAGAUAGGGAGAGAAGAAAAAGAGACGUGAAACAUAGGGAAGGAUCAAGGGAGGAUGUAGAGCGUGCUAAACUAAGGAGUGAACAGAAACCUUGGGAAAGGUCUCCAACGGAAGAGAGGCAUCAUGGCAGAAGUGAGGCUCAAUCCUUUGAGAACAGAAAGCCACCAUUAUCAAAGGAAAAAAUUAUGCAUGAGAGGGAAAGAAAGUACAGAGAAAGGGAAAACAGAGAAGGAUAUCCAGAUGAACAAAUACACCGAACUACUGAGGAAAGUGAAAAUGAAGGUUCUGCUGACCAAGGAUUCAGUACUAAAGCAGCAAAUGAAGAUUCCGCAAAUUACGAAGAGGAUUUUGAGGAUUACGGUGAAGAUUUUGAAAAUGACAGUGAUAAUGAGACUGUGGAGCCAGAGAGGAACCCUGAAAUUGAAGCCAUUCAGAGGGCUAUGAUGUUGGAGAAUGAGAAGAUUGCUUCAUUUCCUUCAGCUCCUAAACAGAAAGAAUGUGACGAGACUCCCAAACAGGAGGCAGUAGCUCCUCCUGUUAAAGAACCACACCGUGGAGUGUUCAUAGAUUUUGCGUCCGCUAAACAGCGACAAGUGAAUUGUCAAAUUGCUUCAAAACAAAAAAAACGCAGCACAGAAAUCCUUCGACUGAUUGACUUAGACUUUUCUGCUACGCUGUCCUUGUUGGACCUUCACCCUGUAAAAGAAUAUGAAAUGUACAUGCGAAAUUUUGGGAGAACAAACACUAAACAGGCCUACGUUCAGUGCAAUGAAGACAAUGUUGACAGGGAAGUACAAACUGAAGAAAUAGACAUUGAAGAACAGUGGACUCAGCAUCCAGGAGAGGGCACUGUUGUCUCCGGAGGGCACAAAAGUGAUGCUUCCGAGAAUUUGACGACCGCAGCAAAGAUUGACUCCCAAAGAUUAACAAGCUUUCUCCAGUCUGCCUGCCAGGUGAUUGCAGUUCUACUUGAAGAGGAUCGAGCUGAGAAACAGUCAGACUGGAAUGUCCAGUCCAAAGAGCCUUGCAUGUCCAUCAGUGAUGGCUGCUUCCAAUUAAACACCAGCCUCCCAUUUCUUCAAGCCCGGCAGGUGUACCAUUUACACUUCUCCCCAACCCAAAGGCAUAUGCUCCUUACACUACAUGGAUUAUGCAAGGAUCCCAGCAUUGUACGUCUGGACAACAGCUAUAUUAUCUGUGUGUGGAACGUAUGGGAACCCUCUACUCCUCAAAAAGUCCUCAUCUGUGAUGCAGAGGUAAAGUGCUGUUGUUUUAGCCCUGGCAGAGCAGCCCUAGUGUUUGCUGGAACAGUUGAUGGGUCAGUGGCAGUGUGGGAUCUACGGGAAGACCCCACUAUGCAUCAUACUAUGAAGAUCGCUGAUACAAACUGGACAUUUAGAUCUGCCACCUUUUCCACUGAUGGUGUUUUUACUCCGAUAACCCACAGAGGCUCGGUAAGGGCAAUAGAACCCGUGCCCAGUGCAGCUUAUAAAGAUCAUGGACUAUCACUGCUCUCUUCUCAGGAAGUCUCAGGGUUUUCCUUCCAGAUAGCCUCCCUGGAUGAAAGUGCACACCUUGUGCUAUGGGUGGUGGUGGAGCUUAGGAAAGUGGAUUUGGCAGGCUCACAGAAUGAUUUAGGUUUAAUACCCGGAGGGAAAAUAAAAUUGGUCCAUAGCUCCUCAAUACAUCUUGAUAGCAAUUUUUUCUCCAAAGAUGUCUUAUCCCUGGGGGUCCCCCAGACCCUGAAUAUAAAGUUUCUGCCUCAGGACUCCAAUCAUUUUGUUAUUGGAACAGAUAUUGGCAUUGUAGUACGAGGCACACGAUAUGGAUUAACAGAACCAUCAAAGCAGUAUCAGCCUCGACAUGGAAAGCUGACACCAUCCAAGGUCACGGCCAUCGACUUCUCACCUUUUGGCGCACCUGCAUUUCUGGCAGGGUGCUCUGAUGGGUGUAUAAGACUGCAUAGCCUGGGUGCAGAGUUUCCCAUCAUGCAGUGGAGCAACAGCACUGGCGGCCAAUCAGUCGCUGCGCUGCAAUGGUCACUAACAAGGCCCACUGUGUUCUUCGUUCUGGAUGCUGCUUUCUGCAUAUACAUUUGGGACCUGAUGAAGAAUGAUUUGCAACCCGUAGCCAAAGAGACCGCGCAGUUAGAUCAAAUACUGUGCAUGGCCACGCUGGGUGAACCAGAGAAGAACAAUGGCCUAACAGGACUGGCAUUGGCAAAGGCUUCUGGGAAAGUGGACAUCCAGUAUAUUAAGAAGAUAUGGGCUAAGUGCCAGACAGGGGAGAUGGAGAAGCUACAACUCCUUCUGCAUGAGAUAUUAUAGCAAAAAAUUUUAUAGUUUGCCAAGCAUACUUCAUGUGCAGUUCUGUGUAUGAUUCCAAACCAUGUGUUUGUUUGUUAGCUUUGUAAAUAUUUAAAUAUUUUUGGCAAUUCUUUAUGUUGUGCUGGCACUUAUGGAAGGAGCAUUGAGCUGAUAAAACCCAGCAGCUGUAGUAGGGGAUGCUGGUAGAUGUAGCAUAAAGCAACUGAUAGUGAUAGAUUAUAAGAAACACAGAAGGGUUUGAUGUGGCAGUUGGCUUGUUAUAAUGAGGUGGGGGGGGUGGUAUCCCAUCAGAACUCUGACCUCCCAAGUACCAUGGGGCAGAUUUUCUCACAUUUAGGUAUGUUCCCCUCAUUAUCAGGAACUUUGGGGAAAUCAUUGCCAAUAGACUCGCUAUAGAAUGGUGUAUAACAUUGCAUCCCAAAGGGGAGUGGGCCAUGGUGAUACUAUUUAAAGGGGAACUACCGCUAAAAUGAAAAUUUAAUAUAAGCUUCCUCAAGUUAAUCUUUCUAAAUACAAUGAAUUAAAAAUUCUGCACCAUUUCUGAUAUAAUC
This is a messenger RNA of Xenopus laevis (African clawed frog), 4042 nucleotides long. RefSeq names its product dynein 2 intermediate chain 1 S homeolog (gene dync2i1.S). NCBI's taxonomy places the organism in Eukaryota, Metazoa, Chordata, Amphibia, Anura, Pipidae. Gene Ontology annotation, molecular function: dynein heavy chain binding; dynein light chain binding. Gene Ontology annotation, cellular component: cytoplasmic dynein complex; cilium. Gene Ontology annotation, biological process: intraciliary transport. The record is from RefSeq and is a predicted model, not a curated record. The transcript is spliced from 22 exons. The coding region runs from base 150 to 3491 and encodes 1113 amino acids.